UGUCACUUCUUAAAAUAUACGAGAACUCGGAAGUACGUCAAUUUACGUCAACUUUGAGUGUUUUCGUGGUGAUCCUGACAUUAUGUAUCAUUAUCAUGAAGUACAGUAUGACGGACUAAUUAUUGAUGUCAAAUUGCGAGCCAUUUGAACUAAAAAGGAGGUGAAAAGAUGUGAUCACGACCACAGACCUUGGAAGUAUGAUAUAUCACUAGGAUUAACCUAACCUCAAGGAGGAAGUAAAAGUCCAAUAUAAUGGCAGAUGAUAAAGUUGUCCCACCGUCCAUGUGGAAGAAUAAAUUUCUACAAGCAGAUGCAGCGAAACAGAACUCAGGAACUAACAAUAAUACCUCAAAAUCAUCAAUUACUGCUUUACAGAACAAGUUUGGAGCUCCCCAACCAUCCAAACCUUCUUCAAGCACAAGUUCAGGGAAACAAUCCUUAAGCGCAAGUACAGGGCAACAAUCCUUAAAUACAAGUUCAGGGAAGGUUAACGCAUCAUGGAUAAAAACAAACUCAAAUACUGAAAAUGUAAGUUCAGCGAGUAGCUCUAAAGUCAAUUUUGGAACAAGACCUGCUUUGGGAGUUAAACCUUCUAUUGGUAACAAGCCACCUGUUGUUACAAAAGAUGAAACAUCUGAGAAACCUUCUUGGAUGAAAAAUUUAAAAAGUUCAUCAAGUUCCAAUCUUAUAUCAGCUAAUUCUGCCUCAAAAACUGACUGUGAGAAACCAGUGCCUGACCCACCUUGGAAAAAGAAUUUAUUAAAAAACAAUGAAGAUAAAAUUUUUAAAAGACAAUCAAGUCCCAGUCUUAUUCCAGCCAGUAAGCCAGUAGCUGACCCACCUUGGAAAAAGAAUAUAUUGAAAAACAAUGAAGAGAAAAGUGAGUCAAGGGCAAAACCUAAUAAUGAGGGUAUGGUCGUCCCUAGUCAAGAAACAAAUCAAAAUAACAAGGCACCUUGGGUCAAAUCAAAGCCCUCUCUUGCUGCAGAUAAGCCAGUAGCUCCAAAUAAACCAACUAUUCAACAGAAUGUGAACUCAAAGAUUACAGAUGGAAAACAUAAUAUUUCAGUUGAAACAUCUACAAAGACAGAAACUCAGAAGCCUUCUUGGAUGAAACCUAAGGAGAGCAUUGUUGAUUGUAAAAAAUCUCCUACUCCUGCCAAACGUAACUUAAAGAACCAAACUCCUAAAUCUCAGUCCUCUUCUUCUGUUGGUGAUCUCCCAAAGACAACUAGCUCUAUAAAUUCUCAGUCUAAACCAAGUAUUGCUCAGAAACCCUCUAUUGACAGUACAGUACCGCCAAAUAAUGGAGAAAAGGCAUUUGGAGUAAAGUUAAGACCAUCUGGGAAUGCUAAGCAGCAGCCGCAGUUACAUGAUAAACAUACACAUUCUAGUCCAACACAUAAAUCUGGUCCAGAAACAACCAUGUCACAAAUUGAUAAUCAACCUAAACCCAUAGCUAAACCCAGGUAUUCUGGUCCUGUGGAACCAUGCACAGACAAAUCAAAAGGAUGGGAUCAAAACACGUCUACCCUUGCCCGAGUUGGAUUCAAACUGUCUGAUAUUAAAAAUGUAUUAGAAAUAUCUGAUAUAAAGGGUGGCCCAUUAGGGGAAAAAGUAGGGUUGAAAAAGAAGGCCAGUUUUAAAACUAAGCGACCUAUGAUUGUGCCAAGAGUAAAGAAGGCUGUCAGCAAGGAACACUCUGCUGAUGAUAGGAAUAAAAUGGAUGAUGUUGUUGCUGAAGAUAGUGAAGAUGAUGAGGAAUAUGAGGAUGUCCUCGUCCCAGCACAAGCAAGUGAGAAGGUGGACCAAUCUGAAGAUGAAGGCUGGACUGAUGGGGAAUCAUCCCCUCAAGCUCCUCCUAGACCCUUGCAAAAACUCAAGAGGAAAUCCUCCAAGCAGAGGCACAGUGACAAGGCCUCCUCAUCAAGGCGUGCAGGUACACCAAAGGCUAGGUUCCGCUCUAAUCCUGAGCUCGCAAAUAGGCCACAGAGUGAUUUUGACAGUAUUGACUAUGAGGAUGUCACUUUCCUGCGCAAGGAUGAACAAGAAGAUCAUUGGGAAACAGAUGAAGACGAUGGCUAUGAAGAAAUUCCCGAUGAAGUUCAGACAACUGUUGAGAAACCAUCCAUAUUCAAGAAAUCUCUCCCACCUAUACCCACCUCUGCAAAAAUAAAAGCCAAAAUUAAAAAAGCAAUUAAAUCAACAUUGUCCAGCUCAAAAUCUGACUCAAAUUUGAAUAAACUGGGCACAUCACACCCUGGUAAACCUAGUCGGUCAAUACUUCAUCAUGCUGCUACAGAAAGUGCACUUUCUAUACCAAAAACAAAAUCACCAUCUGAUUCUCCUAAACUACCACCAAGAAAGGCUCACUCCCCCAUGUCUACGCCUCCUCCAAGAAGGCCCCCUAGAAAGCAAGCCAUCAGUGAAGGUGAGAAGGUUCCCAUUGGUGCAAUGGAUGUUAACACGAGUGGAGCUGAUAUUUCCAUAAAGGAAAAGAAGAAACAAAAUGCGAUAUCAGAAGUGAACAUUACUGAUGGAAGUAACCCUAUAAGACAAGGACAUAUUGGUCCAGGAUUGGAGAAAUCUAAGGAGCAGAGAAAGCUUUCCAAGUCUAUGGAAGGUCUCAAUAUGACAGAUGGACAGGAGAGACCACCCCCACCCUUACCCAGGAGAGACACUGGUUUGGAUGUUGUUAUACCCCCUCCCUCUGCUGCCUCUAUCACUCGAGAGGAUGGCUACAUUGAGCCAGAUAAUCCAGGGCCUAAAGCACCAGGAAGUGUUGGGGACAGAGUCAGUUCUAGCUACCUACCCAUGGACUCCAAACAAAACACCAUGUCUGGUACAAAUACUCUUACACCAGCCUAUUUAAGCCUAGUGGCUGAUGGAGAGAAAUCAGACACUGGAAGUGGAAAAUCUACUCUUGAGCCUUUCAACUUUUCUGAUAUGUGGGGCAAUAGACCGGAGAGUGCGCUUAGCAGUGAUAGCUAUGAGGAAAUGGAUGAUGAAAUGCAGAUGCUCAGAUCCAAUAGGUUUAGCUCAAGGUUUAUAGAUGAACCGCUCUACCAGGUGUGGCACAGUGACUUUAACCAUAGGCAGUCGAUAGAGCAGAAGCUACAAGCGGAUAUAGAUGAGGAUGAGGAAGAGAAUAUAUAUGACACUUAUGACAUCAAAGAUGGUGAAAUAUAUGAUGAUGCCGCAUCAUUCAAGCCCUCGCAGUCUUUCAAAGAGGAGCCUGAUGAACCAGGGACCACUGAUUAUAGCUUAGAAACUGCCACUUCUGCUGUAUCACCUACGUCCCCAACAUUUAAAGGAAUGCGUACACUGUGGUGUGAGUUGCCUGAGGUUAUACAGAGUGGAGUUCUGGACUCAAUGGCACCUAGUCAGAAGAAAAUACAAGAGGCAAUGUUUGAAGUGAUCACUUCAGAGGCCUCCUAUGUUAAAAGUCUCAACCUAAUGGUGAAUCACUUCUUCCUGGCAAGUGAGCUGACAGAUAGACCUGGCUGCCGCUCCUGUCUUGAGAAAAGAGACAAACAUUUCCUAUUUUCCAAUGUUUUGGCAGUUAGAGAAGUCAGUGAGAGGUUCCUUGCUGCCUUAGAGGCUAGAUGGAGGGAAAACAUAGUCAUAUCUGACAUUUGUGACAUUGUCACCAAGUUCGCUGAAAACACCUUUGAUGUCUACAUCAAGUACUGCAGUAAUCAAGUCUAUCAGGACAGAACUCUCAAAAAAAUAACUUCAGACAAUCUCAUGUUCAAAGAGAUUAUCGACAAACUAGAAAAACAUAAAUCAUGUUUGGGUCUCUCUCUGCAUUCAUUCCUGAUCCUACCAAUGCAACGUAUAACCCGCCUACCUCUCCUGAUUGAUGCAAUAUGUCAUAGACUUGAGCCUAAAACUGACAAACAUGACUCUGCCAUGUCUGCCCUCCAAGCGCUGAAUUCAGUUGUGAAACAGUGCAAUGAAGGUGCAAGGAACAUGGAGAGGGUGGAACAAAUGGUUCAUCUUGACAAACAAUUAGACUUUGACAAAUUAAAGAAAAAGAUUCCAUUGAUUUCCACAUCAAGGUACCUCGUGAAACAAGGACCCCUUCAACGCAUCGUAAACAAUAGUUCCAGCAUCCCUGUGUUUGGCAAAAAAGGCCCCAGCAAACAGCAACUGUUUCUCUUUGUCUUCAAUGACAUCAUUGUUAUCACUAAAAAGAAGAGUGAAGAACGAUACAGUGUGAUAGACUACACUUCCCGCAUCAACCUGCAUACAGAACUAGUAGACGAUGAUCUCAAUACACCUGUGCCUGUAGGAUGUAAGAACCUGUUUCUCCUCGUGCUACUUGAGAACUUUGAAAACAAGCAUGUCGAAUUCCUACUUGCAUGCGAAUCACCGAGUGAGAGGACCAGAUGGGUUGAAGCACUGACCCCUGCUGCUCAGGAAAAUGAUGAUGAGAAGAUAUAUGAGGCCUGGGACUGUCCCCAGGUGCAAGUGGUGCAUGCUUACACAUCAGAACAACCAGAUGAGCUGACACUGGAGGAGUCUGACAUCAUCAAUGUGACGAGGAAGAUGGCAGAUGGUUGGUAUGAGGGAGAGAGGAUGCGAGAUGGGGAGAAAGGAUGGUUUCCCUCAACCUACACAGUAGAGAUCCACAAUGCUCACGCUAGAGCCAGGAAUUUACGUCAGAGAUAUAGACUCCUAGCUCUGUCUCGGCAGUACCUAGACCAACAUUAAGUCACCACAAAGAGAUUUGGCAAUAUGUGCUGAACCAUGAAUCGCCACAUAGAAAUUUGGCAAUAUGUGCUGAACCAUGAAUCGCAGCAUAGAAAUUUGCAAUUUACAUAUCAAUUGAAUAGCCACAUAUAAAUUUGCAGUUUACAUAUCAAUUGAAUCACCACAUAUAAAUUUGCAAUUUAUAUAUUAAUUGAGCCACCAUAUAUAUAUACACACGCAUAGUAGUUAUAAACAACCACAGUUAUGUAUUAUUGCAGUUAUGUACAUAUAAACUAAGAACUGAGUCACCACAUAUUACAUUAACCAGCAGUAUAUUGUGUUCAGAUGUGAACAUUCAACUUAUAAGGGACCAAGUUGCAUUGAUAGGAUCAGGAAUGGAUGCAGAAUAAGUCAAUAUGUUUAUGCUCAAAUAAUAAUCAACUUUGGUUGUCACUCUUCCCUACCACAUGACCACAUUUAAAAGGGAUACAGGCUUCAAUGAAGUUGCAAAUGGAGGGGGUAUUCUCUGUCCUUGUCUCCAGGACUUUUCUUGUAAUAAUACAUUGCAAACUGCUCGAUGAAUGUAUACAAUGUAAAGUAGAACACUUGGAAUAUAUG
Messenger RNA from Owenia fusiformis, 5313 nucleotides. Lineage: Eukaryota; Metazoa; Annelida; Polychaeta; Sabellida; Oweniidae. The record is from the annotation of a GenBank genome assembly.